Molecule: messenger RNA, 881 nt
Organism: Podospora pseudopauciseta
Lineage: Eukaryota; Fungi; Ascomycota; Sordariomycetes; Sordariales; Podosporaceae
Exons: 3
Coding region: 492-881 (129 amino acids)
Source: RefSeq, a predicted model, not a curated record
GCCUGACCUUUCAAGUUUCCAGCUCUCAACAGCCCCCCAAAAGGCGGCCAAUUCUCCAGCUAGCUUUUGUCGCACAAUCCCAACUCCCAUUGACUGUCAAUCAAUCUUUUCCUCCCUUCCGCAUCCCGUCUUCCGCAUCAACGCCAGUGCCUGCCUGCCCAACUGACUGAAACCAGCAAAAGCGCGCCAAGUUGAAGUUGCAGUAAGAAAAAGACGAUCACUGCCCCUUCUCCUGCAAAAAGUCACAGGCUACCGUGCCACUACAGCCUGAGCUCCCCGCCCUAUCCGCUAAAACUCCCUACCUUAGGUUGCCCAACAAAACUUAAACCCAAGGAGACGCACACCCACAAACUGCAUUUCUGGGUGCUUUUGGCAAAGGCUGCCUGCCUGGUUGUGCAUGUGGCUACCCGCUCUGCGACUGCGGCUCCCGCUCUCUUCUUUCACCUCAUCAGGCACUGUCAGUGCCCUUAAAUUUCACAGACCCGAGCCCCAUGGACCUCGAAGAGGAUAUUGCGAUUCAAGGGACGAUACUGAGGUCGUUGUUGGAGCAACCGCGGACUUCUGAAAUCAACAAGCAAAUAGGGGAAGCCAAGGCUGAAUUGAUUAAACUCAAGGAAAGGAGGGCCCGCGGGACUUCGUCGGAAGUCCUUCAAAACCCUGUCCCGAAAGAGGUUUUGGACAUGCACAUAUUCAAACUCAUGCUAAUCAUUGCCCCCAGCAUCUUCCUACCCCGCCAACGGCUCAUCCUCAAGAAUGUCGAACCCGCCAAGCUCGAGCCCUGGAGGAGGGCCUCCACCCCACCAGCCAGCCUCUGGAUCUCGAAAGCGUUCUUUCGGAAGCUCUCACUUGAAUGUUUCUUCAUCCAUAUGGGGUCCAAAUAA